Messenger RNA from Anguilla rostrata (American eel), 5481 nucleotides. RefSeq names its product proto-oncogene DBL-like. Gene Ontology annotation, cellular component: cytoplasm. Lineage: Eukaryota; Metazoa; Chordata; Actinopteri; Anguilliformes; Anguillidae. The coding region runs from base 484 to 3900 and encodes 1138 amino acids. The record is from RefSeq and is a predicted model, not a curated record. Gene Ontology annotation, molecular function: guanyl-nucleotide exchange factor activity. Gene Ontology annotation, biological process: intracellular signal transduction; dendrite development. The transcript has 31 exons.
CUGGCAGAGCGACAGGAGUCUGGGCUUUGCGCUCCGCUAAGCUAACGCACCGGACUGGAGUGGAGAGGGCUUAUCGUCCUCUUCCUCCGGAGGGAAGUCGCUGCCUCUGAAGAUAGGUGCUCCUUUUCUUUGGAAAAGAUUGACGGUCUUAUCGCUUUCCUGAGGUUGACAUCCCCCAUCUAGCCGUGGGAAAGACCUCCGUUGUGUGUGUGUGUGAGUGCGUGUCUCUUGGCUCUAACACUGGGAGACAGCGCUGUUCACUCUCUGGACCAGAGAUACAGUGUCCACGUGCUUCCGCAGGUCAGGGUGACUCCAGGUCAAAGGGCAGUAAGCUGUAAGCACGGGAGCAUCUCCAGUAAGGCCUAUUAGGAGGAAGCAAAGCUGAGACCCCUCCAGUCUGUUGUGGGGGUGCACGGGAGGCAGCAUAAGCAUGUGAACCCCUUGGAGGAGCUGAGCUUUCUCGGUGAGGGGGCGCUUCAAGCCAUGUCAGAGGAAGGUGACGAGACAACGCUGGGAGAGAUGGAGAGCUACCACAAACUUCUGCAGACUGUGUCCCUGCUGGAGGGCACACUAGCACGGGUAAUGGCCCCCAUGAGCAUUAAAGAAGUGCAUGACUACAUGGAAAAGCAGGUUGCCUACCUAUCAGGGGGGCGUGGGAAGGAGUCCAGUGCGAUCGUAACCUUCCCAGAAUGCACUGCUUUCCGGGACAUUCCAGAUGAUGCCCUGGAUAAAGUCUUGAAAUACCUCACUUUUGCACAGCGAAUCCAGCAACCUGGUGUGAAGUUUGUAAUUAUUCUUGACCGAAGACUGGACACUUGGACCUCCAUUAAAAUUGCAUUGGCAAAGAUAGAGGCCUCCUUUCCCGGGAACCUCCACCUGGUCCUGGUGCUGCGACCCACCAGCUUCCUCCAGCGCACCGCCACCGACAUCGGCUUCCGCUUCAGCCAGGAAGACUUCAUGCUCAAGAUGCCGGUGAUCAUGCUUAGCUCUGUCACAGACCUGCUGCGCUAUAUUGAUGAGAACCAACUAACCUCAGAGUUUGGCGGCACCCUGGAGUAUUGCCAUAGCGACUGGAUUGUCCUGCGCACGGCCAUUGAGAGCUUUGCAGUCACGGUGAAGGAGAUUGCUCAGAUGCUGCAGGCCUUUGGAACGGACCUGGCUGAGACCGACCUGCCGGAUGAGGGAAAUGCCAUUGACUUUCUCCUUUUGUCCCACACCGAUAAAUACAGGCAACUGAAGGAUAACAUCAGGUCAGUGAUGAGACAGGGGCGUCACCUCCUCUCCAGUCUGGAGGCCUCGAGGACUGCAGAGGCAGACUCUAGUGAGCAGAGGGAUGCCAACCAGGACUGGGAGACAGUGCAGAGGCUGAUGGCCCAGCUGCGGGAUAUGGAGAUGGCCUUCGAUGAGUUCUUUGAGAAGCAUCACCUGAAACUGAAGCAGUACCUUCAGCUUCUGAGAUACGAGCAGAGCUUCCACGAGAUGGAGGCCACUCUGGAAAAACUGUCAUCACAAGUGAGGGAUAUUGCUAAUUUAGGAGCCACCGUGGCUCAGACAGAGCAGCUGAUCAAAGACCUGGACAAUCUCAACUCAAAAGCAGAGGAUGAGAUGGGUCGUGCUCAGAUCAUCAUCCUGCACGGACACCAGCUGGCUGCCAGCCAUCACUACGCUAUGGCGCUGAUCGUCCAGCGCUGCAACGAGCUACGUCACCUCUGCGACGUGCUCACCACCAACCUGAAGACCAAGCGGGCCGCCCUUAAUCGAACCCGGGACCUGCUCCUGCGCCUGGAGGAGGUUCUGCGCUGGUGCGAUGAGGGAGCCUACCUCUUGGCCAGUCAGCUGGUGGAUAAGUUCCAGUCCAAGGAAGGGGCGCAGGCCGCCCUGUGGGACAUUGAGAAGUUGCAGGAGAGGGCCCCCCCUCCCCUCAGUGCAAGCCCUGAUGUUCUCAGUCUGGAAUUUGAGUCUGUCCUCACCCAGCAGCUGCAGGCCCAGAUCGGGGCGGCCCACGACAAGUUCUCCAGCGUGCAGGGGAUGGUCCAGAACCGGCAGGCCUCCCUGCGGAAGCUGGCGGACGUGCAGGUGCGGCCCGUCCAGCUGGUGGCGCCCCGGCCGGAGAACCCGCCCCGCUCCAAGUCCCCCCUCUUCUCCCCGAAACACGGUGUAGACUUCAAUUCCAAGUUCUCCUUUGACCUCUCUCUGCCAGGCAAGAGGGCCUCUCGGAAAGGUUCCAACUCCAGGAAGAUAGAGGUGAUGCAUGACUACCGGGAGAAUCGCAGCUCUCUGUGCUACGGUGGGGAGGGAGAGGAGAGCUCGGACAUGCUCAAGCGCCAUGUAAUAAAGGAGUUGAUUGAAACUGAGAGAAUCUACGUAGAGGAGCUGCUGUCUGUACUGCUGGGCUAUCGCGCUGAAAUGGACAACCCCGCCCUCUCCGGCCUUCUGCCCCCCAUCCUGCGCAAGAAAAAGGAGAUCCUGUUUGGGAACAUGCCUGAGAUCUACAACUUCCACAGCAGGAUCUUCCUACAGGAUCUGGAGGGGUGUUUGGACACUCCUGAGAGAGUGGGAGCAUGCUUCUUGGAGAGGAAAGAGAAUUUCCAGGUGUAUGAACGGUACUGUCAGAACAAGCCUCGCUCUGAGUCACUGUGGAGACAGUGCUCUGACUGCGUAUUCUUUCAGGAGUGUCAGAAAAGGCUGGAUCAUAAACUGGGCUUGGAUUCGUACCUGCUGAAGCCAAUACAACGCCUGACCAAGUACCAGCUUCUGCUCAAGGAACUACUGAAGUACAGUGUGGGCUGCGAGAGGUUUUCUGAGCUGCAGGGGGCGCUAACAGCCAUGCUGAACCUCCUCAAGUCCGUCAAUGACUCGAUGCACCAGAUUGCUAUCACAGGCUAUGAGGGGGACCUGAGCGAUCUGGGCCGGGUGCUGAUGCAGGGCUCCUUCAGCGUGUGGAUCAGCCAUAAGAAGGGCCCCACGAGGAUGAAGGAGCUGGCGCGCUUCAAGCCCAUGCAGCGCCACCUCUUCCUGCACGAGCGCGCUCUUCUCUUCUGCAAACGGAGGGAGGAGCACGGAGAGGGAUACGAGAAAACGGCCUCCUACAGCUUCAAACACUGCCUGCGGAUGAGCGCGGUGGGGAUCACAGAGAACGUCAAAGGCGACGUGAAGAAGUUUGAGAUCUGGUACAGCGGCAGGGAGGAGGUGUAUGUAGUGCAGGCUCCAACAGUGGAAGUGAAGGUUGCCUGGCUCAACGAGAUCCGCAAGAUCCUCACCAACCAGCAGAAAGUGCUCCAAGACGAAUCCGUGCCUCCCUGCGCACUGCCGGAACGGUCCCGGCUGUCCCCGCCCCUCUCGGACAGUGUCUUGGUGUGCACCGCGUGGAGCCCCUCCCGCCUCUCUGGCUGCUCAGCUUGUUUUGAUGUCCCUCCUCACAGCAAGCUGCAGAGCGCCUCCUACAGCUCGGAGGAGACCGAGUCGGGCCGCACCAGCCCGGUCCUCACGGACCCGGUGGUCUUCUCCCCUCAGCCGCAGCUCAACCGCCGCAGCUGGCCAGGCACCUCUCAGUCGGUAGACUGCGACGGGCUGGAGGACUGGAGCGGCACCACGGAUCUCUCUAACCUGUCGGACAGCGAGGAGGAGGACGACGUGGCUCAGCUGAUCCGGGGCCGGUACAGGGCCACGGCGGAAAGUCAGUGCGGGCCCGAUGACCUCGUCAUCAAGUGCGGUGACGUCAUCCAGCUGUUGCAGGAAGAGGCCGAAGGGCUGUGGCUGGUGAAGAACGUGACUCGCUAUCAGGAGGGCCGUGUCUCAGUGGAGGACCUGCAGCUGAUUCUGGGAGAGGGCUGCAGAGCGCACUCCAGCCGGCUGGGAGACCCAGGGAAUCUGAAAACGAGGAAGCUGAGCUCUCCCUGAGGGACUGAAGCACCAAUGCCCUGCACUCCGCACUUACAUCAGGCUCCCGGGCCGCGGAGAACUCCGCAAGGUCAUCCUGCCAUUGGUCCGGUCAAAUUCACACCAGGUUCUUUAGUUAAAUUCCCCCCUCUUUAGUCGCUCUGAUUGGCCUGUCAGAGGCAGGGAACGCUUGCUAUUCAAAGCAGAAGAUCCACUUUAGGGGUAAAAAGCGAAGUGAAGACACAGUUCAUAUUCUCCUGAUUUCUCUUUGGGAGAGUGAGAUAUACCUUAUACCUAUACUUCAUACCUUUAAGCAGGGCAAUUAACCUGAAUUACUUCAACAUAUAUCCAUUUGUUAAAGCUGGUAGAUAAGAUAAAAAGUGCUAAGUUAGCCACAAUUGGUCAAGUAAUGCAAUAAAUGAAUAAUGUAAUGAAAUAUAAUGUGACCCCAUGACCACAUCCCUCCGAUCCUGCACCCUCACCCCAGGAAGAAGCCACCAGCUAAUUAAAAUAGCAGAGGAAAGGGACAUUUCCAUUAAUGUUAAUUUCCUGUUUCAUCCUCUGACCGGAGCCAACAGGGGCCAAUGCUGAACCCCAGAACGCACAUGGCAAAGACAGCACAAACUCCCCACUCCGAGCCAACAGAACUCCCAAUCACCACAUGCCUGGAACUGCAGAAGGACAGGCCAGCAUGGGUUCUGAAGGGUCAUGUGAACUGAAUCCUAAUUAACCAAGCACAUUUGCCACCCUGGUCAUGAUCGUAUUAUGGAAAAGAGUGACUGGAUUUCAGGCAUCUGGUCACGCUGUGUUUAACGUAUCCCAAGACAAAGCUAGCAUGCAGCUAGCUAGCGAGUUAGGACUGCACAUUACCUCUUGAACUGUACAACAUAAGCCUUGCUAUAGUGAACCAGAAGUCAUGUGGUUCUCCGGUGAGGAACAAGAAAUGGACACAGUUCCCUAGAAAUGUUUUAGGGAAGACCUUAAUAGUCUUAAUUAAGGACAAGUUUUUAGUUUGAUGCUUGACAUCUUCUGUUUUCCAGUAAUACAAUGGCCUUGCAUAUAUUUCACUUGAAUAUUAGUCUUGUCAAAAAUCAGUGAGCCAUGCCAUUUUUAAACUGUGUACCCAUCUCACUGUAGCUCCAUGUCUGGAUGGGACCUUCUUAUUACGGUGUAAAACGACUAAGAAUUUAUGUGCCAAAACAUGUUGUGCCAUCGUAUCAUUCUUAUGGUCCUUUUUGUUAAUUUAUUUUUAAUAUCUUUCUUCACUCGUGUUCAUUUUUCAGAAAUUGUGUGUACUUAAUAGCAGUUCUGACCUCAGAACUAUAUUUUAAAUGCACUUUAGUGGAGAAAGCUAAAUAAAGGUGGGGAAUAUAUACAAAUUUAUGCUUUGUAAAUAUAUUAGUAUGCAUCUGUGACUGCACUAGUUUCUAUGAGGGUUCUUUUCACAACAAUACAUAAUUAUCUGUACAUUGCAGUUCUCUGCGCAUACAACUGACAGUUUCCCAAAUACUUCACCUCAGACACUGUACAACACUGCUGUACUUUACAUGGCUGUGCUAGAUUUAUUAUACAGUUCAUUAGUCAAUAUUAAAUAGGUUAAAA